Molecule: messenger RNA, 633 nt
Organism: Zygosaccharomyces rouxii
Lineage: Eukaryota; Fungi; Ascomycota; Saccharomycetes; Saccharomycetales; Saccharomycetaceae
Gene: TAF10
Product: Taf10p
Exons: 1
Coding region: 1-633 (210 amino acids)
Biological process (GO): transcription initiation at RNA polymerase II promoter
Cellular component (GO): nucleus; transcription factor TFIID complex; SAGA complex
Molecular function (GO): RNA polymerase II general transcription initiation factor activity; promoter-specific chromatin binding
Source: RefSeq, a predicted model, not a curated record
AUGGCUGACAGAGAAAUUGACCUUCAAGAUGAGAAGUUGAAUGAAGAUGAAGAGAUGAAUGAGUUUGAUGAUAAUGAAGACGCUCCCAUUAGCAAUGCCGAAUUGUUUAAAACCCAAGAACAAGCAGGAGCUUAUCAAGAGAAUGGUUCCAAAGAUGGUGAAGGUGAUAUGAUAGAUGAUGGUUCAGGCAAACUGUUUGAAAUUCCAGAAUUCACAAGAAAGGACAAGACUUUGAAUGAAGUGUUAGGUCUCAUGGAAGAUAAUCCUCCUAUAAUCCCAGAUGCAGUGAUAGAUUACUAUUUGAUGAAGAAUGGAUUUUCAUGUGCAGAUGUGAGGGUUAAAAGGUUACUUGCACUGGCAACCCAAAAAUUUGUUAGUGAUAUUGCAGGAGAUGCCUAUGAAUAUUCCAGAAUACGGUCAUCAGUCGCCCUAAAUAAUGCGAAUAACGGUCAGGCUAGGGCACGUCAAUUAAUGCAGGGUCAACAGCAACCUGGUCAACAGCAGAUCUCCCAACAGCAGCAGCAGCAGAACGAGAAGACCACCCAGAGUAAAGUCGUCCUAACAGUCGGUGAUCUAAGUAGUGCAGUAGCCGAAUACGGACUAAACAUAAGUCGGCCUGAUUUUUACCGUUAA